AGAGAGAGACCCUUUCGCUUGAAUCUGAAAAAGUGAUCCGACCCCAAUCAAUUACUUCCUGCUUCUGAGAAGCAUACUGCUGGUGAUUCUUCAGACACAGGAAGCUCUGCAAAGAAAAGUCUCAACUUUGAUUCUCUGACCCAGGAUGCUGAUAUGAAUGCUCCCCGCAUUACCCCUGAUCUUCCGGUUUCAAUAAUGUCUCUAGACAAGGAGAAAAGCUGGUAUGAUCAAACUGUUGAGGAAGAGGAAAAGGAGGCUCGAGACGCUCCUCUCGAAACAAGAUUCUCAUCGGCAAUCCAAAUUGGGGAAGACCCGAGUGCUAUCCCAGCAAUUCUAGAUCCUGGCACUGAAGAAAUGGACUUCGAAGGAGUGACGGGAGAUGGCGACAUGGACUGGGAGGAGAAUAAUCAUGAAGAGGAUCAUCUCGAUCUUGACUGGGUGGAAGAGGAAGACGAAGACUACUGUGAAAACGAGAAUUCCAUGUCAGGAGCAGGAGAAAAUUUGGAGACUGAUGAUCUUCUGGGUGACGAAAUGGAAGACCUUGAGAGGAACAAGGAGAAGUUGAAUAACGAGAAGAAGAAGAUUUGUGGCUCCCCUGUUUCAGAUUUGGGCUUGGGCCCAUCUAAAUCUCAAGGAAUGAAGAAGGAAAAAAUCAAGCGGGCUUUAACUCCUAAAGCCCAAUUCGGACAGACUAGUGUCCAAGAUUUAAUUGGGCGUGUUUUGAAUGUUGAUAGCGACGCCGAAGGAAAAACAAUCAAUAUUGAUGGAAAUGAAAUUUACUUCGAUCUAGAAGACAAAAAGAUGCUCGCUCCUCAGCCACCAGACCAGCAGCUCGCUCCUCAGCCACCAGACCAGCAGCUCGCUCCUCAGCCACCAGACCAGCAGCUCGCUCCUCAGCCACCAGACCAGCAGCUCGCUCCUCAGCCACCAGACCAGCAGCUCGCUCCUCAGCCACCAGACCAGCAGCUCGCUCUUCCACUGGUUUAUGCUCCUCUACCACCAGACCAGCUCGAUGGCUUUGAUUUUGAUAUCAACUUAGCUGAAUUUGCCAAUGCUCCUCUACCACCACACCAGCUCGAUGAUGACUACCUUGAUUAUGAUGCACUUUUCAAUGAUGAGAAUUCGGGAAUUCCUUGAGGAUAUGACCAUGACCAAAUGGGGAAGAGUGGUUAUUUAGUUUUAUUACCCAAAACAAUUCUACAAUAACUUUGUUUCGUUUUGUCAUGACUUUUGAGUUCUUUUUUAUUUGUUGAUGCACAAUGAUGUUACUUUCCCAAAAAUCACCAUUCCCUUAAUUUAGAAUUCGCAGCAAAAAUAAGAUCAUAUAGUCGUU
Arabidopsis arenosa is the source of this 1333-nucleotide messenger RNA. NCBI's taxonomy places the organism in Eukaryota, Viridiplantae, Streptophyta, Magnoliopsida, Brassicales, Brassicaceae. The record is from the annotation of a GenBank genome assembly.